AUGUUGCUCCUCGCAUUGAAAUCCCUUUCAUUGCACGAGAGUUUGUACACUGAUGGCCUGGGUUACUUCCAAGAUGCAUCUCUUGCUCCAAGUCCCUCUAUCCCCACCGUUUUCCACCAACUUCAUUGCUUCUACACAAUCCGACGGGCCUAUUACACGGACAGCGAGACCUUAGAAAAUUUUGAUUUCGGCAAGAAUCGUUCUGUGCAUGUUGCGCACUGCUUCGACUAUCUGCAACAAGGCCUUACUUGUUCAGCGGAUACCACAGUGGAGCCAGCAGUGGAUGAGGAACGAGGAUUUUUGGGUACAGGAUUUAAGCGACAGUGUCGCGACUUUGAAGGACUGAAAGAAUUCGUUACAGAGGGAAGGAAUUUUGAUAAGACUGGCUUUUUGGCUUUAUCACAUCAUCAUUCUGGUUGA
Molecule: messenger RNA, 420 nt
Organism: Penicillium malachiteum
Lineage: Eukaryota; Fungi; Ascomycota; Eurotiomycetes; Eurotiales; Aspergillaceae
Exons: 2
Coding region: 1-420 (139 amino acids)
Biological process (GO): mycotoxin biosynthetic process
Source: RefSeq, a predicted model, not a curated record